AGUAUCUUUUCAUGAAAGCACGCGGUAACAUAAUACUCUUAGUAAAAUGGGUAUCACAAGCAGUUGAUCGUUCUUUAAAUAACUACUCCCAAAGUCAACUAACAACGAUGUAUUUUAAGGUUGUAUUCGUCUGCUGCUUUGCAUUUUCGUCAGCUAAGGCCGGAUUUUUAAACAUUGGCCCAAAUGUCGGCAAUUUAGGUAAUAACGGACACCCAAAUGGCGAUGCUUCUGGCGGAAGUUUUGGAUUUCAACAGCAAGUCCCACUAACCCUAACCCCUGGACCAAUCCCCCAAUCUUCCGCAGCUCCAGCGCCCCAUGCAGCAGCCGUUAUCUCAACAUCAUUUUCCGCCCCAACUUCACAACAGUCACCUCAAUCGUAUCCCUCGGGGCCAGCCGCAACCAGUUCUUCAUACCGUCAGCAACAUGUUAACUCCGUCCCAGCCACAAUUACAACGCACGGGGUAGCAACAAGUUUUGUAGCAGUUCCUUCACACGGAUUUUUUGGAAAUAAUGCCGGUGGAAAUGCCAACAGCAAUGCUAAUGCAGGAAGUAGCGGUAGCAACAACGGAUUAAACAACAACGGUUUAAACAACGGCGGAUCGUCUGCUGGUAGUUAUGGUUACGGUGGAUACGGUUACUCGUUUUCUUCUGCUGGCGGUAACGCAGGUGGAAACUCUGGUAAUAGCCAAGGAAAUAACGCCGGUGGAUAUUUAUUUGGCUACUCAGGAAAUGGUGCAUCUGGAAACAAUAACGGAUUUUCUGGUUAAACCCUUUGAUAGUCGAUUUGCAAAUUGUAUAUUUUAAGUUUUUGUGUUUAUUAUCGACGAGGUGACAUUACUUGUGGAUAAUGAUCUUAAUUUGCUUUAUGUAUGAUCUGUCUUUAAAUUAAAUUGAAU
This is a messenger RNA of Photinus pyralis (common eastern firefly), 896 nucleotides long. RefSeq names its product glycine, alanine and asparagine-rich protein-like. The transcript has 4 exons. Bases 12 to 767 code for a protein of 251 amino acids. Lineage: Eukaryota; Metazoa; Arthropoda; Insecta; Coleoptera; Lampyridae. The record is from RefSeq and is a predicted model, not a curated record.